AUGGUGCCAGUUCCAGAAGACCUCCCAGAGAUGGAAUACAGAUACCUAGGCCCAUCUGGUCUCCAGGUAUCUGCCAUCUCCCUUGGUGGUUGGCUCACAUAUGGUGGCCAUGUUGAAAAAGAAAACACAUUUGCAUGCAUGAAAGCUGCCUAUGAUGUUGGAGUCAACUUCUUUGAUUGUGCUGAAGGUUAUGCUGGAGGGGAGUCUGAAAGGGUAAUGGGUGAGGCCAUCAAAAGAUUUGGAUGGAAAAGAAAUGAUCUUGUUAUCUCGACAAAAAUUUACUGGGGUCAAGCCAAUGGCGAGAAACUUGUCAAUAACAUCGGUCUCUCCCGCAAACGUAUCAUCGAAGGCACUCACCUCGCUCUCGAACGUCUCCAAUUGGAAUAUGUAGACCUCAUCUAUGCUCACCGACCGGACCGCGCUUGUCCUAUGGAAGAGACCGUCCGGGCAUUCAACCACCUCAUCAACACCGGCAAAGCAUUCUACUGGGGAACAUCCGAAUGGACCGCCGCCGAGAUCGCCUCCGCCCACGCCGUCGCCCAACGCCUCAACCUCAUCGCCCCCAUAAUGGAACAACCACAAUACAACCUCCUCGCCCGCCAAAAAUUUGGUCUCGGUUUAACCACCUUUUCCCCUCUCAAAUUCGGAUUCCUUACCGGAAAAUACAACACCGGUAUCCCCUCCGAUUCCCGUCUCGGAACAUCCAAAGACGCCUUCGCCGACCGCAUGAGAGCUAAAUCCGGGGACGAUUCCUGGAAAGAAGAUGUUGCCGCCGUCGAAAAACUCAUGCCUAUUGCGGAGAAACUCAAUAUUAGCAUGGCUAAUUUGGCUAUGAGUUGGGUGUUGAAGAAUGAGAGAGUUAGUAGUGCGAUUGCCGGGGCAAGUAAGCCGGAACAGGUAUUCGAGAGUGUGAGGGCGUUGAAGAUUAGAGAGAAAUUGACCCCAGAGAUUAUGAAAGAGAUUGAUGAUGUUUUAGGUAAUAAACCGGAGCCAUUGGCUAAGAGAUAUGUUUAG
Botrytis fragariae is the source of this 1014-nucleotide messenger RNA. Its product is annotated as putative voltage-gated k channel beta protein. The transcript has 5 exons. The coding region runs from base 1 to 1014 and encodes 337 amino acids. NCBI's taxonomy places the organism in Eukaryota, Fungi, Ascomycota, Leotiomycetes, Helotiales, Sclerotiniaceae. The record is from RefSeq and is a predicted model, not a curated record.